AUGCUCGAUUUGCAACACGGAACCAUUAAUCCAUUACUAGUGACGCCACAACAACUCCAAGAGCAAAUAACACUCAUUCAGAAGACUCUUCGUCCGAAUCUAAGGAUUCCGAUUAGUCGAACGAUUGGAGAUCUUUCACUGUACAAGACGUUUUCUGUACAUACUCAAAUGACAAAGAGCUUUGUUAUUUUCCAGUUGAAAUUGCCACUAAUCAAUUCUGAGGAAUUUCAGCUAUUCAACCUAUUACCUGUUCCUAUUCAACGAGUCCAAAGGUCGUAUCUCAUUCAAACAUCAACACGGUACUUACUGGUAAAUCUCCAAAGGAGUCAAUACUACCCCAUCAGCCAAGACGAACUGGACAAAUGUACAACUACUGCAGACAAUAUAUUCCUGUGCGUCCAACAUCAUCCACUAUAUAAUAAACAGUCCAGUAUCAACCAGUGCGAACUUGCUCUUUUGAAUCAUCAGGAACCAUCAUCCAUGCAAUGUGUUUGGGCACCCAUCAACAACACCAACUUUUGGAUUCAGGCCCACCAGGAAAACACAUGGAUUUAUACGUUAGGAGGAACCCGAAUCUUCGAUACAAUAUGUGGAACGGAAGUCAUUACCCAAACUCUACAAGGGAGCGGCGUAUUAUGA
Hermetia illucens (black soldier fly) is the source of this 639-nucleotide messenger RNA. RefSeq lists its product as uncharacterized. NCBI's taxonomy places the organism in Eukaryota, Metazoa, Arthropoda, Insecta, Diptera, Stratiomyidae. The transcript has a single exon. Bases 1 to 639 code for a protein of 212 amino acids. The record is from RefSeq and is a predicted model, not a curated record.